AGUUAGUACCACUCGAUCCACAGUUCCACAGUGCGCUCUCUCUCUCCAACUAGAUCUGGUUUAUUUGAACCAGAUGCUGCCAAAGUACUGCCUUUCUGUCAUAAAUAGCAGCUAGCAUCUUGCUACCAAAACAGUGCACAGCACAGCUAGCUGUAGGAUCGACCGAUGGCGUGGAGCUGCAGGGCAGUGUUGGCCAAGCCCAUGGGCCUGAUCCUUACAGCGUUGCUCUUCUUCCCGGCAGCUCUAUCCGCGCCUACGCCACCGCUAAUCUCCUUGCCCACCGAGGACGACGGCCUCUCCUAUGGCUUCCACGACCACAAAUGCCCGGCCCUGCUCAACAACGUGAGCACCGCCGUGCGGAACGCGCGUCGCAGCGACCCCGGCAUCACCGCCGGCCUCCUCCGCCUCACCUUCAACGACUGCUUCCCUCAGGGCUGCGACGCGUCGAUCCUGCUGACGGGGCCCAACAGCGAGCAGGACAUACUUCCCCAGAACGCCGGGCUGCAGCAGGGCGCGCUUGACCUCAUCGAGAGCAUCCGCGCCAAGGUGCACCGCGCGUGCGGGCCCACCGUCUCCUGCGCCGACAUCACCAACCUCGCCACCCGGGAGGCCGUCCUGCAGUCGGGCCUCCCGCGGUACGAGGUGCCUCUGGGCCGGCGCGACAGCAUCGCGCCGGCCCGGAGGCAGGACGUCGAGGCCCUGCCGCGGCCCGACUUCGACGUGCACCAGCUCGUCCAGUCCUUCCGGAGCCGGGGGCUCGACGAGACCGACCUCGUCGCGCUCUCCGGCGCGCAUACCAUCGGCGAGGCCGGCUGCGGAAGCUUCGAGAACCGCUUCUCCUCCGAGGAGAUCAACACCAAUGGCUUCGUCAAGAGGCUCCUGGACAACUGCACCGUGAACGCCGACAGGCGGCAGGACCUGGACGUGACAACGCCGAUGAAGUUCGACAACAAGUAUUUUACCAACCUUUAUCGGGGCAUCGGGGUGUUGAGCUCCGACAUGGCGCUCCUCCUGGACGUGAACACCAGGAGCAAGGUGAAAGACUUUGCGGGUGACCAGGAGUGGUUCUUUAGGCAGUUCAGUAAUUCUAUGAGCAAGCUGGCGCAUCGGCAGGGCGCCAAGGGGAACAACGCCGAGAUCCGCAACCACUGCUUCGAACGGAACAACGGAGGGCCGUUCGUUGGCAUGGGGUUCAAGGCCUCUGCUUGAUUAGUCGAGAUUGAUCUCUCGGAUGUAUGUUGUACUCCUUCCCUUUCACAAAAGUUGGCGUCGUUAAGACAAGCCUUUAACUAAAAAUUACUCUAUCAAUAUGUACGUUAUAAGAUAUGAAAUCAUGAUCAUUAGCAAGAACUUUUAAAGACGAA
This is a messenger RNA of Brachypodium distachyon (stiff brome), 1364 nucleotides long. Its product is annotated as peroxidase 2. The transcript is spliced from 2 exons. The record is from RefSeq and is a predicted model, not a curated record. Gene Ontology annotation, biological process: hydrogen peroxide catabolic process; response to oxidative stress. NCBI's taxonomy places the organism in Eukaryota, Viridiplantae, Streptophyta, Magnoliopsida, Poales, Poaceae. Bases 166 to 1209 code for a protein of 347 amino acids. Gene Ontology annotation, molecular function: peroxidase activity; heme binding.